This is a messenger RNA of Cylindrotheca closterium, 303 nucleotides long. The record is from the annotation of a GenBank genome assembly. Lineage: Eukaryota; Bacillariophyta; Bacillariophyceae; Bacillariales; Bacillariaceae.
AUGUCUGAAACUCUUGACCCUCUUGACAAGGCAGAAUUCAAGGGAGUUUUCUUCAAUGCUCACCCCAAGCCUUGGAAGGACGCCUUCCUGGAGAUCAACGGUACCAUUGACAGCCAUUCCGUUGCCAGCAUCACUUCCUACAUGCAACGCAAGGCUCGACAAGCACACAACAAGGAAUUGAAGAAUCAACUCCACCAGAAGAUCGAAUCCAAAAAGAAGAAACGCACGGCUGGUGCCCAUCACAGGGACAAUUUGAAACCUUUCAAGAAAUCUCGUACUGACCAUGCAAGUCAUGAACAUUGA